Molecule: messenger RNA, 1059 nt
Organism: Penicillium chermesinum
Lineage: Eukaryota; Fungi; Ascomycota; Eurotiomycetes; Eurotiales; Aspergillaceae
Product: peroxidase
Exons: 3
Coding region: 1-1059 (352 amino acids)
Biological process (GO): cellular response to oxidative stress; hydrogen peroxide catabolic process; response to reactive oxygen species
Molecular function (GO): peroxidase activity; heme binding
Source: RefSeq, a predicted model, not a curated record
AUGGCAUCUGCUGCACGAUCUGCUUCUCGCGCGUUCUUGCGCUCGGGCUCGUCCGUCCGCCCCGCUGCGCGCAAUGCUCGAUUUGCUCUGCCUGCCCAUGGCGUUCGGGUUGCCGCUCGUCGCGGAUACGCCUCGGAGUCUGGCCAGACCAAAUCCUCAUCCAGCACCGCCUGGGGCAUUGGAUUCGUCCUCGCUGCUGCUGGUGGUACAUACUACUACCUGAACAGCGAAGCAACCCCCAAGGGUCCUUUCGUCCCCACCAAGGAGGACUACCAGAAGGUGUACGAUGAGAUCGCGACUAAGUUGGCCAACGAGACCGACUAUGAUGACGGCAGCUACGGCCCUGUCCUCGUCCGUCUCGCCUGGCACGCUAGCGGUACCUACGACAAGGAAACUGGCACCGGUGGUAGCAACGGUGCUACCAUGCGAUUCGCCCCCCGACACGCCCGUGACUUCCUGGAGCCCAUCAAGGCUAAGUUCCCCUGGAUUACUUACUCCGACUUGUGGACCUUGGCCGGCGCCGCCGCCAUCCAGGAGCUCGGUGGCCCCACGAUCCCCUGGCGACCUGGCCGUGAGGACAAGGACGUCGCCGCUUGUACUCCUGACGGCCGUCUUCCCGAUGCCUCCAAGGACCAACGCCACAUCCGGGAUGUCUUCGGCCGCAUGGGCUUCGAUGACCGUGAGAUGGUCGCUCUUUGCGGUGCCCACGCCCUCGGCCGUGCUCACACUGAUCGUUCCGGCUUCGAGGGACCCUGGGACUUCAGCCCUACCGUCUUCACCAACGAGUUCUUCCGUCUCCUUGUUGAGGAGAAGUGGAACCAACGCAAGUGGAAUGGCCCCACCCAGUUCACUGAUAAGACCACCUCUACCCUGAUGAUGCUGCCAACGGAUAUUGCUUUGGUCAAGGACCGUUCCUUCAAGCAGCACGUCGAGCGCUAUGCUAAGGACAGUGACGCGUUCUUCAAAGAGUUCUCUGAUGCCUUUGUCAAGCUAUUGGAGCUCGGUGUUCCUUUCCAGAGCAAGCCUGAAGACCGUUUUGUCUUCAAGACUUCUGAGUAG